This is a messenger RNA of Trichoderma reesei QM6a, 1926 nucleotides long. RefSeq lists its product as uncharacterized. Gene Ontology annotation, molecular function: ubiquitin binding; phosphatidylinositol-3-phosphate binding. Gene Ontology annotation, biological process: protein transport to vacuole involved in ubiquitin-dependent protein catabolic process via the multivesicular body sorting pathway. Bases 1 to 1926 code for a protein of 641 amino acids. Gene Ontology annotation, cellular component: ESCRT II complex; late endosome membrane. The transcript has 2 exons. NCBI's taxonomy places the organism in Eukaryota, Fungi, Ascomycota, Sordariomycetes, Hypocreales, Hypocreaceae. The record is from RefSeq and is a predicted model, not a curated record.
AUGUUUCUGAAGCACCUUGAUCUGACCACUGCUCUGCGGCCUUCGUAUCUCCCGGAUGAAGCACUGCUCUUUGUGCAGGACAAUGUCGGCUUGUACGAGGGGAAGUUCAAGCUCCCCAACCAGCAGAAUGGCCAGGUAUAUCUGACUUCACAUCGUAUCUGCUAUGUCGACAAGGAGGAGCCGAGGAAGAACUCGGUCGCCCUCAACUUGAAGGAAGUGGACCGCUAUGAGUUCUAUGCCGGGUUCCUCAAGUCCUCGGCCAAGGUCACUCUUGUGCCCAAGCCCCUGAAGCGCUCAACGCUUCACAACCGCGUUGUGUCCAGCACCGGAGUCACCUCAAGGGGCAGUACGCCGUCUCCCGCUCAGUCAGACAACGCAUACGCUCCUCCGUCUGGGCCUCCAGCAAUCACAACAGCCACCUGGGUCUGCACCAUCUGCAGCUUCUCCAAUCCCGUCCCCUCGAACUUUGAUCCAGUCACGGCCAAUGCCCACACGCCGCUUCCACCAUGCUUAGCAUGCGGCAUCAAACCAACCUUGUCGCAGGUGCUAAAGGCCGCCAUCACCAGCGCAAGCAACCGUCCGACGGCUUCGUCCAGUUCCAGCCAGCAAGCCUCAACAAGCGCUACGACACAAUCAAGCGACCCCUAUUCGGCAUCGGGUACUCCCGCUGGCGACGGGCAAGGAAAGCCUGAUCCUACCGUGUCAUUUCACUGUCCUAGAUGCACAUUCUCAAACCAUCCUUCCCUUCUAUCCUGCGAGAUGUGCGGAGCUCCAUUGCUUUCACAAGAUCUACCGCCUUCCAUAUCCAACAACUCAGACUAUACCAGGACACAGUCCCCAGGACCGGUCAAGGACAGCAGCAGCAAAGCGAGCCCAGGCGGCAACGAAUAUGCGGAGAGCGUCAAGAUAUCGUUCCGGGGUGGCGGAGAGAAGAUCUUCUACGAGCGUCUCAAGAGUGCCAUGACACAACGCAAAUGGCUACUGCACGAUGCGCCUCCCGCCCCAAAGAGCAAUCGUAUGAUUGAGGACAGUUCCGUCAACGGCUCAUCAGGCGCCCCCGCCCCCAAGGCGAAAGCAGCUGGCAUUGCCGGGCUCGAGCAGCUGGGCUUGAACAUGCGCAAGGACAAUGAGAUUCUCAUUGGCAGCGCCUUUGAGGACCUCGAAGCCCUGAUGGCCUCCGCAAAGGAGGUGGUAGCCCUGGCAGAGAGAUUCGCACAGCAGGUCAACGGCGCCAGCGACGACGUCACGUCCAAGGAGAACUCCAUCCUGGCGGAAUCCGCCCACCAGCUCGGGCUGAUCACAACCAAGGACAUUGUCGGCGGCGGAAGCUCCGAGUCGCUCUACCUCUCGGAGCUGGCGCGCAACCUAGCCGAGUUCCUCACCGACGACGCCCGCGGCGUGCUCAAGCGAGCGGGCGGGAUCCUGACGCUCGUCGACCUGUGGGCCAUGUUCAACCGGGCGCGCGGCGGCGUCGAGCUCGUCAGCCCGAUGGACUUUAAGAAGGCGGCGCAGAUGUGGGAGUCGCUCAAGCUCCCCGUGCGGCUGCGCACGUUCCGCAGCGGUGUCAUGGUUGUCCAGGCGCGGGACCGCACCGACGAGGCCACCGUCAAGUCCAUCUUGGCGUGGCUGCAGGACCUGCACGAGUUCCCGCCCGAGCGGGAGGUUGCGUGGGACUGGCGCCAGUUUGGGCGCGGCGUCACGGCGCAGGAGGCCGCGGAGAGGUUCGGCUGGAGCCUGGGCGUUGCCGAGGAGGAGCUGCUCAUGGCGGAGGAGCAGGGGGCCCUGUGUCGCGAGGAGGGACUCGAGGGGCUCAAGUUUUGGAAGAAUUACAUUGGGGCCAGCGAUGUGGAGGAGAUGCAGAAGAGGGAGGCGCAGCGGGAGGCGGACGCGUUGAUGCAGCGUUUGCGAGACACUGGGUUUAUAUAG